AUGAAGUCGAUAGUCGGUAGCAUGAUCCAGACCCCUUUCGAGAAAUCAGAAGCGACAGAGAGCUUCCAAGGGAAAGUUAGGGUCAUGAUGACAUGGGAAUACCAGUACUAUGUUUUUCCUGGGUCCGCAUGGACAAAAGAAGUUUCAGUGAUAUCGAGUAAUGACUUGCAAGAGUGGGGUACGAUGAAGUUGAUCUAUCAAACAUAUCGAGGCAAAGACUAUUGGGAUAUUGGGAAGCUAGCGCUAGGUAAGCAGCGAAUGAAGUUCAGCUUCAAAGUAAAGGAACAAACAGGAAAGAAAACCAGGUUCAAAUUCUCCUUCGCCUACAAGAGAGACGUGGACAAGCCUGGUAUCGCGACCGGUCUUGUAUCGAGUCAAUCCGGAUUUACGAACGCCGGGAAAUUGGAGAUGAGAUUUCAUGAGCUAAGGUGGCUGGAUUUUCGUCCUACCCUGAAUAGGUAUCUGAUGUCCAGAGGGUUGGGUAUGGAGGGGAACCAGUUCUACGACCGGCUGGGAGAAGGUAGAGUGGCGUUCUAUAGCGCCCUGCAAACACCGACGAAACUUAGGGAGCAUAGCGUUAUUUUAGGAGUCGUCUUCUUCAUCGCAAGUGAUUUCUGUAACUUCUUUUGUGACGUUAUGGAGCUUGGGGUUCAGUCUAAUGGAUGCUGGUAUGUUGAGAAUAUUAGGAGUAUCUUAUGUGGCUGUGACCUGGAGCCCAAUGCGCCGACAGUGUGGACCGAAGAUCAGUCAACUUUCUGGGCAUGCUUGACCAUCUUCUCAACCAAAGCGCCUUACUCUCCCUUGCCCUGCAACCUUUUGAGAACUGCCGGGGAUUUGUGCCUUCAUGUCAACGACGCAUUCCAGGUCUAUAGUAUUGAUAUGUUGGCCAUCUCAGCUUUCCCCCGAAGGCAUCAGAUCAGAGUACUAGGCGCGAUUUAUCCCGGAUUGCCGAAAGAUGCUCAAAGCAGGGCCUCCAUACUCGGAAGGAUCUUAAAGUCAAUUGGAAAAUCUGGGGUACACAAUGCUGUCCCUUUCACCUCUCUAAACCAGCACCCUGAAUUGAAACGCCAUGAGGCUAAGUACCUACCUGAGGGCCCCACCACAUCCAACAACCAAGGAUGGCUUAUCUUGAUCGCUGGGCGCGGCGGCAAGGCGGGAACAGGGCGGUGCUCCUGCGCGAAUAAACUUGUCCCGAAUGGGUUUCUUGGGAAUGAGUUCGUUAGGAAUGGUCUCGACGGAAACGAGAAUGGACUCGGCAACAAUGAACUUGUUGGCCAUAGUGAUGCAACGCCCUCAGAAACGGGGUCAUUUGAGCUUGCUCGUCGAUAUAGGAGCAGAGUGAGUUGUAUUCAGAGGUUACUUCCGGCACAGCAGAGUGUGGUGGCACGUGAGAUUUGGGCAGCAAGAGCAGGUCUCUAUAUCUAUCUACACCGCACCUUCGAAGGGGGUUUGACUGCCUCGAGUUCGCGAAAAUGA
Molecule: messenger RNA, 1476 nt
Organism: Lindgomyces ingoldianus
Lineage: Eukaryota; Fungi; Ascomycota; Dothideomycetes; Pleosporales; Lindgomycetaceae
Exons: 14
Coding region: 1-1476 (491 amino acids)
Source: RefSeq, a predicted model, not a curated record